CGGCCGCGAUGAGGACGGCGGAGGAUUCCAGUGGGACCGUUCUGCACCGCCUCAUUCAGGAGCAGCUGCGAUACGGCAACCUCACGGAGAACCGCACGCUGCUGGCCAUCCAGCAGCAAGCACUGCGCGGAGGCGGCACGGGCAGCCCCCGCUCGUCCCUCGAAAGCCUUACCCAAGAGGAAAGCCAAAUGGUGCAGCAGUCCACACGGCAGGAGCCCCAGGGCCAGGAGCAUCACUCCGACCAUGUCUACUUGGAAAACAGCCUCUAUCGGCUUUAUCAGCCCCAGCACAAGGGCGAGGAGCUGCCCACGUACGAGGAGGCCAAGGCUCACUCGCAGUACUAUGCCUCGCAGCGGGGCGGCCAGCAGCCCGGCGGGCACGGCCAGGGCGCUCCUGUUGAAAGCGGGCAGCGCAAGGCUGAGAUCGGUGCCCGGCGCCCGGACGACUCCCUGAAGGACCUGAAGCACGGCCACGUGAGGUCCUUGAGCGAGCGCCUCAUGCAGAUGUCUCUGGAGAGGAACGGGGCCAAGGCGCAGAACCACAUGAGCUCGUCCCACAGCUACCCCCAGCUUUCCAGGCACUACCAGCUCUCUGCCCUCAGGGGCCAGCACUCGGAGGGGACGGAGCCGCGGGGACCUCCACCGGAGUACCCCUACAUCCUCCCCUCCCAGGACACCUCCGUCGCUUACCUGGCAGAUCCCAGAGCCUGCUCUCAGGAAGGUCCGGCAUUUCAGCACCCCAGCGUCAGGGUGAUGCCGCCCCACGUCUCUCCGGCUUUCCUGCCGCAGCAGAGUCCCCUGUGCCACAGCCCGCUGGGCUCGCUCAGCCCGGCUGGGAUGGAGGCCUUGAUGACAGCCCAGGUGGCCUCUGCCAGCACCCGCUUGGCCCACGCGGAGACCGUGCUGAGAGACAACGAGAAGCUGCUGCGGGAGAACGAGAAGCUGCAGCGGGAGAGCGAGAAGCUCCGGCGGGAGCUGGAGGGCUACGCCGAGAAAGCAAGCCGGAUCCAGAAGCUGGAAACAGAGAUUCAGCGCAUUUCGGAGGAUUAUGAAAACCUCAUGAAGGCCUCUUCCAAGCGGGAAGCACUGGAGAAAGCCAUGAGGAGUAAGAGAGAUGGGGAGAUGCGUCGGCUCCAGGACUUCAACCGGGACCUGAAAGAACGGCUGGAGUCUGCAAACAAACAGCUGGCCAGCAAGACCCAGGAAAACCAGGAGAAUAAUCAAGGCACUGUGACGAAACUCCUUGCGCAAAGCUACGAGCACCAGCAGGAGAAGGAGAAGCUGGAGCGGGAAGUGUCCCUGCUGCGCAGCGCUAACGAGGACCAGCGGCGCCGGGCAGAGCUGUUGGAGCAGGCGCUGGGCAGCGCCCAGGCCCGCGCCGCCAAGGCGGAGGCCGAGCUGCGCAAGAAGCGGGCGUACGUGGAGAAGGUGGAGAGGCUGCAGGCAGCGCUGGGCCAGCUCCAGGCCGCCUGCGAGAAGCGGGAGCAGCUGGAGCUGCGGCUCCGCACUCGCCUGGAGCAGGAGCUGAAGAUGCUGCGGGCUCAGCAGAGGCAGGCAGGCGCCCCAGGUGCGGGAGCCUCGGAGCUGAGCGCCCACACGCUCUCCGAGCAGCUGAGGGAGAAGGAGGAGAAGAUUCUCGCCCUGGAGGCCGACAUGACCAAGUGGGAGCAGAAGUACCUAGAGGAGUGCACCAUGCGGCAGUUUGCCAUGGACGCUGCGGCCACCGCGGCCGCCCAGACGGCCACCACGCUCCAGCACUCUCCCAACAGCAGCUUCAACGAGGACCUCCUCUUGGCCAACCACAAGCACCAGGAGAUGGAGAGCAGGUUAAAAGCCCUGCACGCCCAAAUCCUGGAGAAGGAUGCCAUCAUCAAAGUGCUGCAGCAGCGCUCGCGGAAGGACCCCAGCAAAGCCCUCCAAGGCUCCCUGCGGCCGGCCAAGUCUGUGCCAUCCAUCUUUGCAGCCUCUGGGAGCCAGAGCUGGCAGGGUGCUGGCCCGAGCGAGCGGCUGGCAGAGGGCACCUCCCGUGGAUGUGCAGCAGGCAAAGCCCCAGCGGAAGAAGCAGCAGCGCUGCCCGCCCCUGCCCUCCUGCCCUUUCACUCCAAGCACGGCAGCAAGGACGGCAGCACGCAGACGGACAGCCUGGCUGAGAGCAGCGGCCAGGGCGAGGGGCCCAAGUGCCCAGCCAGCUCGCUGGAGAACUUGGCUGCUACCAGAGCCCUUGACCUGUCUGACAUGGUGGAGAUCUUGAUUUAAAGACGGGCAGUUCUGGCCACCCAGGGCAGACGUGUCAUCCUCUCCCAACUCACAGACUGUUGUGUGGUCAGAGAAGCCCUUUGGUCACAAGCUGCCCGGACGGGACUUGUUCUCCAUAGCAGCAAAUUCCUGGAUGGCGGAGUUUGAGGGAAGAAGGCUUCGCAGGGAGGAUGUCACAGUCUGCGGGG
Molecule: messenger RNA, 2443 nt
Organism: Tinamus guttatus (white-throated tinamou)
Lineage: Eukaryota; Metazoa; Chordata; Aves; Tinamiformes; Tinamidae
Gene: AMOTL2
Product: angiomotin like 2
Biological process (GO): hippo signaling; establishment of cell polarity involved in ameboidal cell migration; regulation of cell migration
Cellular component (GO): bicellular tight junction; cytoplasmic vesicle; plasma membrane
Source: RefSeq, a predicted model, not a curated record